Messenger RNA from Aegilops tauschii subsp. strangulata, 333 nucleotides. Lineage: Eukaryota; Viridiplantae; Streptophyta; Magnoliopsida; Poales; Poaceae. The record is from RefSeq and is a predicted model, not a curated record.
AUGGGCGCUGCGGGCGUGGCCGGCAGGGGCGCACCCGAUUGGGCGCCGGCGGCCACAGCAGGGCGCCGGAGCAAGGGGAGGGGGGGUGCCAGUGGCCAGGGGCGGCCGGAGUCAGGCGCGGCGAAGGCCAGCGGGCGCGGGACGCGGCCGGUGCGGCGCAUCCGCGGCGGCGCGGGCGGCACCGGAGCGGGGCACGGGGAGCGGCGGCCACGCGCGGCCACGGGCGCGUGCGGGGGCGAGGGUGCGGGGCAAACGGACGGCGUGCGAGGCCACCGCGGGCGGGCGGCUGUGGGCGCACGCGACGGCACGCCGGGCGAGGCGAGGCCGCGGUGA